Molecule: messenger RNA, 1112 nt
Organism: Lycium ferocissimum
Lineage: Eukaryota; Viridiplantae; Streptophyta; Magnoliopsida; Solanales; Solanaceae
Product: mitochondrial import inner membrane translocase subunit TIM22-4-like
Exons: 6
Coding region: 243-797 (184 amino acids)
Biological process (GO): protein insertion into mitochondrial inner membrane
Cellular component (GO): TIM22 mitochondrial import inner membrane insertion complex
Molecular function (GO): transmembrane protein transporter activity
Source: RefSeq, a predicted model, not a curated record
GGUUGCCGCCCUUACAAGUCACCUCUCUUUCUUUUUACAAUCACCUAUAUAUAAAAUCUGUACAUGAAUUGAGAUAAAAAUUGAAACUUGAAACAUCAUCAACUUUACUCAACUCACUAAAAGUUAACAAAAUUGCAACUUCAGUGCGUUUAAUUCCAAGCUCCUGGGAGGAGAAAUUCUCAAUGAGGGGGCUCAAUCUACUUCUCUUGAACUAAUUACAGAUUUAUUCUAUCAGAGCUGCUAUGAGCGAUCCGGCAACUGAAUCAAAUGACGCACAGUCAAGCUCCCAAGAACCUCAGAAGCCCCAGAUCGAGCCUAUUCGGAUGCCUACUGUGGAGGAAAUAAGGGGCCAAGACAUUUGGAACAACUGUGCAGUCCGUAGUGUUGUAAGCGGAGUCAUGGGAGGAGGACUUGGGUUGUUCAUGGGUAUGUUUCUUGGUGCACUUGAUAACCCAAUAAUGCAAGAGGAAAUGACUACUAGGCAGCAAAUUGUAUACCAAGCAAAGCAGAUGGGUCGAAGAAGUUGGAGUUCCUGCAAGACUUUUGCUGUUAUGGGGUUGGUUUUCUCUGCUGCUGAAUGUACUGUUGAGAAGGUACGAGCAAAGCAUGACAUGACAAAUACAGCAGUUGCAGGGUGCGUAACAGGAGGCACAUUAUCAGCUAGAGGGUGUCAGGGAACUUUCAAUAGAACGUUCUCCUUCAACUAUCAAGAUGCUACUUGCCCCGGUUUCAAGUUACCGGUGGACCAAAAGCUGCGUGCAUGGGUUGUGCUGGCUUUGCGACAUUUUCAGUCUUGAUAGAAAAGUUCUUGGAUCGAUAUCACUAAAUCCAGAAGUACACAAUAUGGAUCGUUCCUCAAACUGGACGAUGGAAGUUAACACCAACCUACUUUAUACUUUAUAAUCACAUUUUUUUGCCCCCAACGACGAGAUUAAUUAUUCCCAUUCCAUGUGGAAUGAGCGAUGUUGUAAACGUGCCGCUCAAUUUUACAAUCAUAUUUGCCCUCUGUGCACUCCUUGAGUUUGUGCAUAUUGGACCCAGAACUGGGAAAAUGUAGCAUUUAUAGACAAAUCCAAGACAUUUUCGUUUAAUAAGGUAGUAUUUGUACUGUA